This is a messenger RNA of Oreochromis niloticus (Nile tilapia), 1941 nucleotides long. Its product is annotated as RNA-directed DNA polymerase from mobile element jockey. The coding region runs from base 388 to 1866 and encodes 492 amino acids. Gene Ontology annotation, molecular function: DNA binding. NCBI's taxonomy places the organism in Eukaryota, Metazoa, Chordata, Actinopteri, Cichliformes, Cichlidae. The transcript has 3 exons. The record is from RefSeq and is a predicted model, not a curated record.
GGUGUGUUCACACCGAACGCGAUAGACGCGACCAGAGCGUCAGGUUUACAUGUAAAGUCAAUGGAAAAGCGCGAUGACGCACGAUUGCGGGUCCCACGAAAUUUCAGAAGCAGAUUUGCGUCGCGAAAACGUGUCAAACGCGUGUCAAAGUAGCGCGUCUGGCGCAUUUGACGCGCGAAUAAAAAUACGGCACCUGAAGGACUCUCAGACGUCAGUUUUUGUGUUGCAUUUUGUGCAUUCGCGCGUAUCGCGUCAACUGCUCGAGUUGGAAAAAUCUGAACUCCAGCGUCAAUUCGCGCUGCGACAACCAAUCAGGAGCCUGGUGACGUGGCUCUGACCUAGGUCAAAGGGGCAGGUCCAGCCAAAGCCCUUCGUACUUCAUUCAAUAUGGAGGAAAGGCUAAUCAACGCCGUAGCAAACCACCCGGAGCUGUACGACACCAGCUGCUUUCUGUACCGAGACAGGAAUAAAAAGGACCGAGCUUGGAGGAAGAUAUGUGAAGCUGGCAACCUGAGCCAACUGAUUCUGCAGCAGAGCAUCCCCUGUUGUUUCUCUUGGCUCCCCAGUCCCUCAGCUCCUGCUGCUGCACCCACAGGCCCACAGAGGAGGACAGCUCCGAGGCGGACAAGGGACGGGUCCCAGGACGGUCCAUCACCGGUGGAGCUGGCCAUCCUGGAGUCCCUGAAGAGGCCACGCCAAUCUCCAACGGAGCAUUUCCUCUUCAGCCUUGUUCCUGCUCUGGAGAGCAUGCCGCCUCACAUGAGAGAAUUUGUAAAAUUUCAAAUUUAUAAAUUAGUUUUUGAAAAACCAAAGCACGGCACUGACAUGUGCAUAUAUGCACUCAAGGAAAUAGUCAGUUUGUAUAGGGCUAAAAAUUCAUCUGUCCUCAUGUGUUUCAUUGAUGCCUCUAAGGCUUUUGAUCGAGUGAACCACAGAAAACUUUUUGAUAAAUUGAAGAGACGGGGAGUUCCUCAAUACAUCGUGAGGAUUCUCUCUUACUGGUACGCUCAUCAGAGCAUGCAGGUUAAAUGGGGAAGUAGUAUUUCUGCCCCCUUUGGUGUCAGCAAUGGUGUCAGACAGGGUGGGAUUUUGUCUCCAAUUUUAUUUAAUCUAUAUGUUGAUGAUCUGUCCAUGCAGCUGAGAGCCUGUAACACUGGGUGUAUAUUAGGUAAAACACUGAUAAAUCAUCUUAUGUAUGCAGAUGACCUGGUUGUUUUUAGUCCAAGCAGUGCUGGGUUGCAGGAUCUUCUUAAUGUCUGUACUGAAUAUGGUGUGCAAUAUGACAUAGAGUACAAUGCUGCUAAAAGUGCUGUUUUGAUAUGUAGAACUAAGCAGGAUAAACAGCUAAAUUUCCCUUUGUUUAAACUGGCCCAAAAAACUCUUGAAGUUCAUAAAAAGGUGAAAUACCUCGGUCACUUUAUUACUGAGGAAAUGAAUGAUGAUGAUGACAUUUACAGACAACGAUGUAAGCUCUAUGUGCAGGUAAAUACUAUUGCACGCAAAUUCAGCUUUUGUUCACUUCCAGUUAAAGUGGCUUUGUUUAAAGCGUAUUGCACACCGCUAUAUACUGCCCCCUUGUGGUCAUCCUACAAACAAUGUAGCAUGCAGAAGCUGCAUGUUGCAUAUAAUGAUGCGAUGAGAAUCCUUUGCAGGAUACCUAGAAGUGGUAGUGCCAGUCAGAUGUUUGUAGCUGUGGGUGUUUGGACUUUUAAAGCACUUUUAAGAAAGUUAAUGUACAAUUUUAGAGAACGACUGGAUGGUUCAAGUAACAGUAUAAUUUUAGCACUUACAGAUCCGACACUGAGUGGUUCCCGUUACUCAUCCAGUCUGAGAAAGCACUGGUUAAAGUGUUUGUGUAUUUAUUGAUUUAUUUUAAGUAAUUGUGUUUUAUGUAUAUUAUGGUUUUAUAUUUUUACAAAUUUUUUACAAAUGUUUUAUAUU